AUGGGCAAACAGAACAGCAAACUGCGACCUGACGUGAUGCAGGACCUGAUGGAGAACACGGACUUCACGGAGCACGAGAUCACCGAGUGGUACAAGGGCUUCCUGCGGGACUGUCCCAGCGGCUCCCUCACGCUGGAGGAGUUCAAGAAGAUCUACGCCAACUUCUUCCCCUACGGCGACGCGUCCAAGUUCGCCGAGCACGUGUUCCGCACCUUUGACGCCAACGGAGACGGGACCAUCGACUUCAGGGAGUUCAUCAUCGCUCUGAGCGUCACGUCCCGCGGCCGACUCGACCAGAAACUCAAAUGGGCUUUCAGCAUGUACGACCUGGACGGGAACGGCUACAUCAGCAAGGCCGAGAUGCUGGAGAUAGUAACUGCAAUCUACAAAAUGGUGUCUUCUGUGAUGAAAAUGCCCGAGGACGAGUCCACACCAGAGAAACGCACAGACAAGAUCUUCAGACAGAUGGACACAAAUAGAGACGGUAAAUUGUCGCUGGAGGAGUUCGUUGAAGGCGCCAAGAACGACCCGUCCAUCGUGCGGCUGCUGCAGUGCGACCCGAGCAGCGCGGGACAGUAG
Knipowitschia caucasica is the source of this 579-nucleotide messenger RNA. Lineage: Eukaryota; Metazoa; Chordata; Actinopteri; Gobiiformes; Gobiidae. The record is from the annotation of a GenBank genome assembly.